Argentina anserina (silverweed cinquefoil) is the source of this 1656-nucleotide messenger RNA. RefSeq names its product protein IWS1 homolog 1. The transcript is spliced from 11 exons. Gene Ontology annotation, biological process: regulation of DNA-templated transcription elongation; brassinosteroid mediated signaling pathway. Lineage: Eukaryota; Viridiplantae; Streptophyta; Magnoliopsida; Rosales; Rosaceae. The record is from RefSeq and is a predicted model, not a curated record. The coding region runs from base 54 to 1496 and encodes 480 amino acids.
GCGCACUUCUAUCUCUCUCGCUCUCUCAUCGAAUCGCAGCUCGCAUCCGCACCAUGGCUUACGAAGACGAUCCGUACCGCGACGAAGACGGGGAGCCGUUGAUGAACCCCGACGACUUCGAUCGCGAGCCGUCGCCGGAGCCGCUGCUCGAUGCUGACGAGUACGAGGGCAAUUGGCGCGACCGGGAGCGGUCGCAGACGCCGGUGUACGAUCCGGACGAUGCGGCGUCGAAAUCCCGGCCGAGGAAGCGGCUGGUGAAGAAGGGCGGCGACGGCGAGAGUCGGAAGGUGGUGUUGAAAGAAGGGGAGCAUUGGACGGACGAUAAGUUUCAUGAGUUGGUGGGGGAUAGUGAUGAGGAGGAGGAACAGAGCAGGGUGAAGAGGAUGAAGAAGGAGAAGAGGGGGCUGAGAUUGCCUGGGAAGGCGGCGAUGGCUAGCGAGGUGGAAGAGCUGUGGGAUAGAGUUGGCGCCGGCGAUUCUGAGGAUGAUAACGAGGGUCAGAGGAAUUUGGAUGAUGACAACUUUAUAGAUGACACUGGCGUGCAUCCUUCUGAUCGGUACGGAAGUGACAAUGACCGAUCUCCCAUUCAUCAUCCGCAGGCUGAAGAGGGUGAGGAGAAUGAAAUCGAUCAGCUUUUCAAGGUGGGUAAGAAAAAGAAGAAGAAUGAAAGAAGUCCAGCAGAAAUAGCAAUGGUAGUUGAGAAUAUCAUGGCUGACCUGGAGGUUACAGCUGAAGAGGAUGCAGAACUUAAUAGACAGGGGAAACCUGCCAUUAAUAAACUCAAGAAAGUGUCUCUUCUCACAGAAGUCCUCUCAAAGAAGCAGCUUCAGCUAGAGUUCUUGGAUCAUGGAGUGCUAACUCUACUUAAGAAUUGGCUUGAACCUCUUCCAGAUGGAAGUUUACCAAACAUAAACAUUCGAGCAGCAAUUUUGAAGAUCUUAAGUGAUUACCCUCUUGAUCUAGAGCAGUACGAUAGAAGAGAACAAUUGAAGCAAAGUGGGCUUGGAAAGGUCAUUAUGUUUUUGUCAAAAUCUGAUGACGAAACACCUUCUAACAGAAAACUUGCCAAGGAAUUAGUAGACAAAUGGAGUCGACCUUUAUUUAAUAAAAGUACAAGGUUUGAAGAUAUGAGAAAUGUGGAGGAAGAGAGACCCUUUAGAAGGCCAUCAGUGAAAAAGCCAGCAAGCAGUGGUUCAGGGAUGGAGUCCAGAGAUGGUGAUCUUGACUUGGACGAGUUUUCGAGGGAAAGAAAAUCUGGCCAAUCAUCUUCUCGGCAACUUACCUCAAGGCCAGAAGCGACACAAAUGGAUUUUGUGGUACGCCCACAAUCUAAGAUUGAUCCUGACGAAGUUAGAGCUCGUGGUAAACAAGCAAUGCAGGAUCAGCGGCGUAUGAAGAUGAACAGGAAGUUGCAACAGUUGAAGGCGCCGAAGAAGAAGCAGCUUCAAGCCACAAAGCUAAGUGUGGAGGGUCGUGGUAUGGUCAAAUACUUGUAAAUCACUGAUCUUCCGAGCACUUAAACAGUACAAAUACUGUGGAACUGAUUGGUGGUCCAAUUUAAUUUGAGAAUUGAGGUGAAGGUUGUAAUUGCUCUUUGAUGUGUUGAUAAAUACCAAUAAAUAUUCUACUUUUUAUUCCAGUUUUGGAGGUACUCUA